Messenger RNA from Xiphias gladius (swordfish), 2977 nucleotides. RefSeq names its product somatostatin receptor type 5 (gene sst3b). NCBI's taxonomy places the organism in Eukaryota, Metazoa, Chordata, Actinopteri, Istiophoriformes, Xiphiidae. Gene Ontology annotation, molecular function: somatostatin receptor activity; neuropeptide binding. Gene Ontology annotation, biological process: neuropeptide signaling pathway. Gene Ontology annotation, cellular component: membrane; neuron projection. The coding region runs from base 174 to 1682 and encodes 502 amino acids. The transcript is spliced from 3 exons. The record is from RefSeq and is a predicted model, not a curated record.
CACGGAGCUCUGCGCCGCAACAGUUCACAAGUCAAAUUUCAUUCACCCUCAACUGGACUCUGAGGAAGGUGAUCCGAAGCAAGGACACCGAAGACGAGGCGGAAAGUGGGAUGCUGACCCAUCACUGAUGGGAUCUCACUGACUUCUGUUGCCUCAUAUUCCUCAACGUCUCCAUGGAGAUCAUCCAGGCCACCCAGGUUUCCUUGCUGCCGCAGGAAGCCCCUACAGCUACCUGGAGCAACAACUCUGCCCCCCCCUACUCCCAUUUCCUGCUGCUCUCCACUCCCUCUGAACAGCUUCUAAGCUUCACUCCAACCAAUGUCUCUUUUCUCUUUAACGCCUGUCAGAACUGCACCGAACCGGAACCUGGAUCGCUCCCUGGUUUGGCUGGAAUCUUCAUUCCUCUUAUCUAUGGGAUAGUGUGUGUUGUUGGCCUGGUGGGAAACACUCUGGUUAUCCAUGUUAUAGUCAACUACACCAAAAAUGAAUCAGUCACCAACAUCUACAUCCUCAACUUAGCCAUUGCAGACGAGCUGUUCAUGCUGGGUCUGCCCUUCUUGGCGGUGCAGAACGCUCUGCUCUCCUGGCCCUUCGGCUCUCUAAUGUGCCGUGUGGUCAUGACAGUGGAUGCCAUCAACCAGUUUACCAGCAUCUUCUGCCUGACCGUGAUGUCAGUGGACCGCUACCUGGCCGUGGUGCACCCCAUCCGCUCCUCCUGGUGGCGGCGUCCCCACGUGGCCAAGGCCAUCAGUGCCACAGUUUGGGCUGUGUCCAUCUUGGUGGUGCUGCCGGUGGUGGUAUUUGCCGAUGUGCUGAAGGAUGACGGGAACUGCAGCAUUGUGUGGCCUGAGCCGGCAGAAGUUUGGAAGACAUCGUUCAUCAUGUACACAUGCACUGUGGGUUUCUUCUGCCCCCUGCUGGUCAUCUGCUUGUGCUACCUGCUGAUCGUUAUCAAGGUGCGAAGUGUUGGAAAACGGGCGCAGGCCACCUCCUCUCGACGCAGGAGGUCAGAGCGUAAAAUCACCAGGAUGGUAGUUGUUGUGGUGGCGGUGUUUGUCCUCUGCUGGCUACCGUUCUAUGCUCUCAACAUUGUCAACCUCCUGGUGGUCCUGCCAGGGGACUUCAGGGGGCUCUACGUUUUUGUUGUUGUCCUUUCAUAUGCGAACAGCUGCGCCAACCCCAUACUGUAUGGAUUUCUGUCUGACAACUUCAAGAGAGGCGUCAGGAAGGCCCUGUGCCGUACUUCACGGAGGGUGAAGAACAACAACAGGGCCGGCACUGAGGUACAGCGGCCCACAGAGGAGUGGGGCGGUAUUGUGCUUCAAACGCAGAAAAGUGAAGGAGGCACCAAUGUGACCAGGAAAGACUGUGAUAAAAACGAAGAAGAGGAGGAAAUCAAUGGAACAGAAGGGGCCGCACGGAUGAGUGAAAUAUGCAGAAUGCCAGAAAAUGGAAACCACAGUGGAGUAACACAGGGCUCAGGGACACAGGUCAUGCAGAGGGGUAAGCCUGAGCCGGAGCACUCUGGUCAGAGUGCCAAACAAGGAGAACUGACUGGAAAAGGCCCAGGCUUUGAGCCUGCCAAGGUAGUGUCCUCCACGGCCAGUAAACGUAGAGACAACAGGUCACAACCUGAGGCAUUCCUGGACAAAAACUCUAUACUUGAAACCAGCUAUUUGUAACAGAUGUGAACAUGUUUCCAGUGGAUUUUGGCACGUGGGGGAUUGAAAACUUUUUCUCAGAGGCAUCUGAAUCGGAUGUGAAUAUUACAAACAAGUGUGGACUGUGACAAUGACAGUCUUUUUGCCAUGGGACAAGAAUUUGAAAUUAAUGUAACUUUUGAGAAAAACAUAAAAGCAGACAUGAUGUUUACCAUGUUGGAUUGAAACCAAGGGACACCUGAAAGGUAGCCUUUUACUUUUACUGCUUUGGCUUUUACAACAGCCCACAAAGGCAAACUGUACUGUUUCCACAAACACAUCUCACAGUCUGUUGCUUAGUGCCUUUGUUGAGCUUCUGCGUACCAGCAUCUAACAUGGAUGCAGUUCAGUAACUGCAUUUCUUUUCUCUCUUCAUGGUCAACUGAAAAAAAACAUGCUUUAGCUUACUACCUGAGCUGUGCAAUAACAAUAGAUAAAAACAGUGCCAUUUACCCUCGAAAUGGGUUUAGGGGAGGUUUCAAGAAGAAACAGAUUUACCGUCUCUAUUUACUGUGAAGCUGUUUAACUUUGGACGUUUUCUCAUUUCAGUUGUUUUUUUCUAUCAAAUCUAAAAUCUGGUAGUGUGAACUGCGCACCCCAUGUAGAAAACAGAUUUCAUUAUGUGAACUUAAUCCUCUUACAUAUUAAAGGAAACAAGAAGACAUGCAGAUGAAGAGGAUAAGACAGAUUUAUAACCUUGAGACACUGGAAAAUCAUUGCAAAGAGGAGUGCUUCUGAUUAAUAGAGAGUUAUUUCUUUUUUAGCUAUUAGAUUCGAUUCUUACCCAAAAUGAUAUAAAAUACGUAUUUCUGUAGCAUAAUUCAAAAACUUUUGUCACCCUUAAGUGUCAGUUUUUGCAAAGAUAUUUUCUUCAGAGAGUCUCUGCCUUGCGCUGAUACUAAAACACUAUGCCGACAGACGACAUGUAAAAUCACCAGAUUGGUUAUGAUGGUUGAGAUAGUAGGGGUGUGUUCUGUAGUGUACUGUGAACUCUAUAUUUCACGCCUCAUUUGAGGCUCAUAGAUAUAAAUCAAAUCCCAGAUCCCAGACAGGUUAUUUUACAAGGCCAACUUGCCACAUAAUUGCUUUUUAAUCAGUCUGUUGUCUGUGUCCACAAAAGGUAAAAUGUUGGCAUUAAGAUGUUGUAUUGUCAGCCAUGUUCUGAGAGCUUUGGUGAAGUACUUAAGCAAAAACUUAUGCGUUGAGAGUGGCCUAAAUAAAUAUUUGAAGAUGAUAUUGUAUGUAAGUAUUUUGUACCACAGCAAAACCUGGUGUUG